Molecule: messenger RNA, 652 nt
Organism: Rubroshorea leprosula
Lineage: Eukaryota; Viridiplantae; Streptophyta; Magnoliopsida; Malvales; Dipterocarpaceae
Source: the annotation of a GenBank genome assembly
AACUAAACAGCUCGCAGCUUGCUCCAUACACACUCUCACUUCUAAGUUUUAAAUCCUAUCUUUGUAAUUAAGAUGCAGGCUUCUUGGGAUCAUUAUUCUGACGACAAUGAUGAUCCCUUUUUGCCUAAGUGCUUAGAUAAAAGCCUUUGCAAGGGGAUUUUGGGCGCCACCUUAAAUCACAAAAAGCAAGGUCCAGUGCUGGCCUUCACGGAGGAGGAGCUGAGAAACGUCUUUAGGCGAUAUGAUGCGGAUGGAGACAGCCAUCUCAACAAGCAAGAGCUUAAGAACGCCUUCACUAGCCUUGGCUCGCGUUUCCCAGGUUUUCGAGCUUCUCUGGCACUGCUCCAUGCUGACAAGAACCGGAAUGGGUUGAUAGACCAGACCGAGUUUGAAACACUUGUCAAGUAUACUUUCAAGCGUGGUUAUAAGUACCGUUAGGAAGUAGGCCCUUAGUUAUCACCGGGAAAAGAAGAUGUCUCCCUAGCCUCUUUUAGGGAAGAUGUUAUUAACUGCAAGUAUAUAUGUAUAUGUUACCAUCGAAAAUUAUCAACUACUAUGUUAAGCUUUUUUUAAUUUUUUUUGAUGAAAAGUUUUUUUUUUCUUUUAUGGAAACUACCAUGUUAAGCUUAGGUAAUUAAGCUUGAAUGAGCAA